Daldinia childiae is the source of this 1317-nucleotide messenger RNA. RefSeq lists its product as uncharacterized. Gene Ontology annotation, molecular function: DNA-binding transcription factor activity, RNA polymerase II-specific; zinc ion binding. Gene Ontology annotation, biological process: regulation of DNA-templated transcription. The record is from RefSeq and is a predicted model, not a curated record. Lineage: Eukaryota; Fungi; Ascomycota; Sordariomycetes; Xylariales; Hypoxylaceae. The transcript has 5 exons. The coding region runs from base 1 to 1317 and encodes 438 amino acids.
AUGGCUCCGCGCGGAGGUUCAUCUAGGCAGAAGAGCUGUAAUGCCUGUGUGAGGAGCAAGCGACGCUGUGACCAGCGGGUCCCAACUUGUGCUAAUUGCACCAAGAAGAAGCGUCUCUGUAUCUACGGGCAACAGUCGGACACGCAGUCGUACAGUAACUCUGCGGGUGUUCCAACAAGUCUAGACUCUUUCAACGGUCCUCCGUCCACGUCCUACGGUGACAGUUUUGUACUAGAUGACGGCAGCGUUCCUACUACUACUAUGGGCAUUGACGUAGAUAUUUCUCCUGAUGAAACUAUUCACCUCGAUAGUACGUUUGAGUCUCUAUUGGAUUCAAUGGAUGGGCACGGAUUUGGCGACUUAUCCGGGCUACCCGAUUUCUCGAGGCAAGAUACACAGAUAGCAUCAAUUCCAAAGAGUAAAAUCCUAUCCUCUGAAGACUAUUCUAGGGUGGCAGCUGUAUGCGACGAUUAUGCUCCGUGGCAACUUGAGGACCCUUCAACUAGAAUUGCUUACGCGAUGAAAACAUUCAAGAACUUUCAUAAAACAAUUGCUCGGGAUAACUCCACUAUAUAUAUGCAUCGUCACUUAUAUCUAACUGACACGCCACCUUGUAUACUACAGGCGUUCUCGAUGUGUGUUCUCUACACGAACCAGACCGAGGCAAACCGUGGCUUUGUCCUUAGAGUUCUUUACGAGAACGUCCAUAAUCUUAAAAUAACGGUUAGCGGUACAUCAUUAACGCCGCGGGAAAAGCUUGCGAGAGUCCAUGCUCUACUUGUUUAUCAAACUAUUCGUAUGCUUGAUGGAAACACUACUCUAGGGCAACAAGCCGAUGAAGAUGUACCGUUAUUAGAAGCCUGGAAUGGGGAGUUGCGCAAGAUAAGAGAUAACCUCGAAGAUUUCGCUGAACUAGAUGUUGCUGAGAUCCGUAAUAAGCCACCCGAGUCUUGGGAACGUUGGUUGUUCGCAGAGAGCGUUAGAAGAACUUAUAUGAUAUGUGCUGCUCUUGCUCACUUUUGGGGUUUAUUGAAAGGACAGAAGAUACUUAAUGUAGCUGAUCUUGGGGAUUGGCAAUACGUCCACCGGUGGACCUUAUCGAGAUACCUAUGGGCCGCUACGAACCCCUUAGAAUUUCACAGGGCAUGGAAAGAGAAGCCCAUGUGGAUCAUAUCGGCCUUUUACUUCGAUGAAUUUUUGCGGACUGGAAAAGGAGACGAUGUGGAUGACUUUGCGCUUGCUUUCCUCACAUUAUCUUUCGGUGUCGACGAGAUGAAAAUGUUUUGCUAUGAGACAAGCGGGAGGCUCUUAGAAUAG